This is a messenger RNA of Amphiprion ocellaris (clown anemonefish), 4621 nucleotides long. It is a transcript of the gene gnsb, whose product is annotated as glucosamine (N-acetyl)-6-sulfatase (Sanfilippo disease IIID), b. Gene Ontology annotation, molecular function: glycosaminoglycan binding; N-acetylglucosamine-6-sulfatase activity. The record is from RefSeq and is a predicted model, not a curated record. The coding region runs from base 144 to 1700 and encodes 518 amino acids. Gene Ontology annotation, biological process: glycosaminoglycan metabolic process. The transcript has 13 exons. NCBI's taxonomy places the organism in Eukaryota, Metazoa, Chordata, Actinopteri, Pomacentridae.
UUUGCUCCGCGGUGUGAGUCCGGUCCUUCCCGGUGUGAGCAGCGCGUGUCUUCGCCCUGAGCAGGGAUCGAAACCGGCGUUCCUUUCAACUGCGGCGUCGGUGGUUGUGUAGCAGCAGGCCCCGACGCUGUGGCGGUGUUGCGAUGGCAGGUCUGAGGAGCAGAGCUGGAGCACCGAGCGGCCGGCGGAGAGCACUGGCCGCUGCCUUCACUGUCCUCCCGCUGUUGCUGCUCACCUGCUGCGUCAGGUGUGUGGAAAGCUCCAAGCCCAGCAACAUCAUCGUCGUGCUGGCCGACGACCAGGACGUUCAGCUGGGGGGGAUGAUGCCGAUAAAGAAAACGAAAGCUUUGAUAGGAGCUGCAGGAGCAACAUUUGUGAACGCUUUCACAGUCACGCCGCUGUGCUGCCCCAGCAGAAGCAGCAUCCUGACAGGUCGCUACCCUCACAACCACGAGGUGAGGAACAACUCUCUGACCGGGAACUGCUCCAGCGCUCUGUGGCAGAAAGGCCCCGAGGCUGAGGCCUUCCCCAUCUACCUCAGCAAGCAGAAAUACCAGACGUUCUUUGCUGGAAAGUAUCUUAACCAGUAUGGUAAGAAAGAGGUCGGAGACGUCGCCCAUGUUCCACCUGGCUGGGACCAAUGGCAUGCACUGGUGGGAAACUCACAAUACUACAAUUACACACUGUCAGUCAACGGGAAAGCGGAGAAGCAUGGUGACAGUUAUGAGAAGGACUACCUCACAGACCUCAUAGUGAAUCGGUCCCUUCGCUUUCUGGAUGACAGAAGUCCUCAGCAUCCGUUCUUCCUGAUGCUGUCUCCUCCGGCUCCUCACUCACCCUGGAUGGCAGCACCUCAGUACCAGAAGAUGUUCAGCGACGUUCAGGCUCCUCGAGACGGCAGCUUUAACAAGCUGGGGAAGGACAAACACUGGCUGCUGCGUCAGCCCGUCAACCCCAUGCCCAACAGCUCGAUCAACUUCCUAGAUGAUGCCUACAGGAAAAGGUGGCAGACUCUGCUGUCUGUGGAUGACAUGGUGGAGAUGUUGGUGAAGAAACUGGACAGUAUGAAGGAGCUGGACAACACCUACAUCUUCUACACAUCAGACAAUGGCUACCACACAGGUCAGUUCUCGUUACCCAUCGAUAAAAGGCAGCUGUAUGAAUUUGACAUCAGGAUCCCGCUCAUGGUCAGAGGUCCUGGUAUCAAACCGAACCAGACGUUGCAGGCUCCGGUCCUGAACAUCGACCUGGCUCCCACCAUACUAGACAUAUCUGGUGUGAACCUGUCGACUGUAAACGUAGAUGGACAGUCUUUCCUUGCUCAGAUGGCUCCGUCACUGCGUAAUGGAACGGCACGACCGUUUUUCCUGGUUGAAUACACUGGAGAGGGACAUCCAACCACAGACCCAGCUUGUCCUAAACUCGGCCCCGGGCUGUCUCAAUGUUUCCCAGAUUGUGUGUGUGAAGAUGCCUACAACAACACAUAUGCCUGCGUCAGGACUCUCGACAGCAAAAACAACCUGCAGUACUGCGAGUUUGCUGACAGCGAGUCGUUUGUAGAGGUGUAUAACUUGACAUCGGACCCGCACCAGCUGGAGAACAUUGUGAAGAAGGUGGAUCCUACUAUUCUGCAGGCCAUGAACCAGCGGCUCAUAAAGCUGCAGUCUUGUGUGGGCGACAGCUGCCGCAACAUCGACUAAUGAGGAAAGAGAUCGAUGACGAGGCUGCCAAUUACCAAAGACCAUACUGUACUGAGAGUAGAGGACGGGGUCUGUUUUUUUUUUUUUUUGAACUUUUUAUUUAUUCCACAUAGGUAAAACAGAUGAAGAUGUACAAAAAUCACACCACCACAAUUUACAAACUACUCAGUCCAUAUCUUGUUACCUUCAGUCAUAAAUACAUAUAUCUCCUUUCCGUACAAGCCAUACACCAGUCAAGAUUACAUAUUUUACAUAGAUACCAAUAAGUCUUCAAUUCUGACUUCUAAUAUUCACUGGCACGGGUAUGUACGCAACCAUAAAGCUACUUAUAUAAAUAAAAUAAGUGCACUGAGAGCAAAAAAAAGGGGGAGGUAUUUAGAGCUCUGGCAUCGCUUGUAUAAUCGGUUUCCAUCUUCUCUCAAAUUUUCCUAGUUUCAGUUGUAGUCUUGCUGUAAUUUUUUCCAUCAUAAAAAACUUUUUUACUCUGUCUGUCCAUUGUAUUAUGUUGGGGGGAUGUGGUUUCAGCCAACUGAUUGUGAUCAUUUUCUUUGCUAUCAAGAGCAGAACUCUCAAAAGGUAUCUACUAUCUCUGUCUAUCAGAUCCUCAGGUAGUAUCACAAGUAUGUACAGGGUUGGGUCAAGAUGGAUGAACGGGGUCUGUUUGUAUGAACUUCUAUCACAAGUAUGAUGCCAUGUUUCAGAAGGAAAAAAAUGAUGUAACUAAUGACACAAGACAUGGCUGACUUCUAUUUAGCUGCAUUCAGUGCCAGGGCCCUGGUGUUGUGUAGAACGGAUUUUGGGGAAAUUUGAUCUUUUGAUGAUAUUUAGAUGUUUUUGCAGCAAAUACGGAGCCAUAGUUGUAAACGUGAUAAAUGACAGUUUUAAUAGGGUUUGCGUGCCAGACUGUUUCUCAGCCAGGUUCAAUAACGUAACACAGUAAAACUGUGAUUUGUUGUUUUAAUACUUCAGAUUUUGUCGCUCAGCCACAUUUUUAUUCAUGUCACCUGAACUUUCCCUUUUACACUGUUGCUGUUUUUUCUGAGUUGUGCUCAUUUAUUUAAUCCUUUGAAGAGUUUAGUAUAGUUUCUUUUAAGUUGGGGUUGACUGAUAUGAAUGUUUCAGAGUCACUACAGACUGCAAGUAAUCAAGGACACCAAUACCGAGGUUUGAAACUGAUAUACUGUUCCAGAAAAAAUUAAAACUGCGGUGUCAAAAUUCACAAUAACAGAAAGUCUAACAAAACUUCAGUAUAAUGUCUUCUCUGAACCCCAAGACCUGCAAGCGGGUUUGUAAAGAAUGCUGCCUUUAAAAAAAAAUAUUGCCAAAUUAAUGACACUUCUCAGAGCCAGAAACUGAAUCAAAAGGAAUGAUGGAUUUUCAUUUUUCCGAUGGACCUUGAACUACUCAUCUGUGAUGUUCUAUCAGCAAAAUUAACCAAAUCUAAGCUUAAAAUUGUGAUAUUUAAACAAAAUCUAAUUAUUCUACAUGUUUUAUUUUUUUUAAAUCGCCAAAAAUUCAUGUUAUUUAAAAAAUACCUCACCAGAAAUAAAUAGUUUACACUAACCAGAAUCUCAGCUGUUACCAAUAGUCACAUUACCAAAAAAUUAGUCUUUUAAAAAAAAAAAAAGUAUUUUUUUGAGUUUUCAGGUGAACUGCUGACUGUAUUUACACACAACAAAAAAGGCAGUUAUAAAAACAAAUUUUCAAGAUAGGCACAUGGGAAAAUGUACAUUUUCCAUUUUGUUUCAAUGUUUGUAAAGUGGAUAAUCAAAGAAAUUCAUCUCUACAAAAAUGAUUUGUCGCAACAUAACUGUCAUACUGGAUAGAAGACAUUUUAGACAUUACAAAAGACACAGCUAGAUGUAGAGUUCUUUUUUACUUCAAGUCAUGGUUGUGUUGGUUCUAUGGAGAUGCAUCACUUUAUAUUGCAAUGAAAACUUUGUCCACAGUGAGGAAAAAAAUGUAAUGACAGGAGCAAAAAAAAAUGAAGGCUAAAAUUUGGUUGGAGUUCAUAAGGUUAAAUAAAUUUUAUUUGGAAUGUGUUAAAAAACAACCAAAACGCUAAUUUGAAAAUUGCUCCGUUGGAUCCAGCUAGGCUGUUUAUCGUCCACCCCUACUUCAAAAAUAAACCUGUCCUCAUCUAUGGUGGGAUGUUUUUCUACGUAUAAACUGCACUGAAUGUUCAGGAACAUUUUACCAAUGACCGAAACACAAAAUGUUGUGCAGAUUUUUUUCUUAAACAAUAUACAACCAACGGUUUGUUAGAACACUGGCACACUCUUUGAUUUGUUGCUGAGAGCUCGAUAAGUACAUGGUACCACCAGCAGCUAGUUAGUACAAAAAUGACCCGUUUCUAUUAAUACAUAAAGUUCAGUUGUUUAAUUACUGCAAAAAACUGAAUUGUAAAAAUCACACUUUAUGGUUUUAUGCUCAGCUAACCAUCUGCUGGCUCUAACUACAUAUUUAACGUACAGAGACAAGUAUUUAUCUUCUUGUUUGCUGUGUUGUCACUGACAUGUUCAUGCUCAUAAUUUAAUUUCUGCAGCACUUCAAGUGAAAGUCUGUCGUGAAUGGACACUCUGUCCUGUGUCCAGUAUUUACUGCAAUUUUGUGCCUCAUAUUUGAAGUCUGGACAUUUUAAAACUUUAGCUCUCAUGUAUAAACAUAUCUUACAUACAUACUUACAAUAUUCAUGGCAACUUUUGCAAACAGGCUUGUAACAGUGGGACCUGGAAGAUGUGCUAUAAUACUUUUUCAGAUGUGUUUUCUAAAUGUGAGGAAUCUCCAUAUCAAGGGACCUUUUGCACAGUUUAAUCCUGUGUGCCUUGUUUGCACUGAUUAGGCUCCUAUGUCUUAAAUGUGAAUGAAUUUGCACUGUGACAAAACUGAUUCAAAAUAAAUCAGAAGCAUUUACAAGUGCC